Molecule: messenger RNA, 1172 nt
Organism: Solanum dulcamara
Lineage: Eukaryota; Viridiplantae; Streptophyta; Magnoliopsida; Solanales; Solanaceae
Exons: 1
Coding region: 57-1172 (371 amino acids)
Biological process (GO): defense response
Source: RefSeq, a predicted model, not a curated record
UCUACUACAAGCUGAUCGUCUCCGUUACGGAUGAUGGCAGCAUCGUAGAAGAAAUUAUGGACCAAACACCAACUCCUUCGUCCACGAUAACGGCAGAUUCCUCCUUAUCAUCUCAACCUCAUUUCCCGCAUCUCCUUUCUGCUUCCCCUAACAACAAUUAUAUUCUCGAAAUCACUCUCAUUUCUGCCCAAGAUCUAUCUCCCGUAUGCAAAUCCCUUCGUACCUAUGCCCUAACUUGGGUAAAUCCCAAUCGUAAACGCACCACCCGUGUUGACAAUCAAGGCCACAACAAUCCCAAUUGGAAUGAUAAGUUCUCGUUUCGUGUAGACAAUGAAUUUCUUAAAUCUGAAUCCUCAGCUGUUCAUGUUGAAAUUUACACCGUUUCAUGGUUUCGUGAUAUUCUUGUAGGAACUGUUAAAGUUAUUCUCAAUAAUCUCAUCAAUACUUUUGAUAACAACACCAGCAAUCACAACAAAAAAUUUGUAGCUCUUCAAAUCCGUCGUCCUUCUGGUAAUCCACAAGGAAUACUCAAUAUGGGUGUAGCUCUUAUUGACAGAUCAAAACGGAGUAUGCCUCUAUUCAAUGAAAUUACGCCUUUAUCAUUGGAUCAUAGAGACAUUUUAGACAGGAAGAUCAAUGAUAUUAAUGCUCAAGAUCAAAUGAUCAACAACAACGACAACAAUCAAAAUGAUGAGAAAUUGCAAAUAAAUGACAAAAUUCAAAUGUGGCAAUCACAUAGCCUAGGUUAUUCAGAGGUUAACAACGGAGAAUUUCCUAACCAAGCAGGCUCAAUCAUAAAUGGAUCAGAACUGUGCUCUGACAUUGGUCCUUCAGCUUCCAUUGUGGCAGCAGAGACAUCAAAGAAAUUGCAUCCAAUGUUGCCACAACAGGUUCCAUCAAAUGCAUUGAAUAGAGAAAAUGAAGAUGGGGAGAGCUCAAUAUUAGAGGAGCUGACAGCAGAGGAAGCGUAUGCUAAAGGAUUGGAGGAACAUGAACAACGAGGAAGAACACGGAGGAACACAGACGGAGGAUUGUAUUCAUGCUUUGGAAAUGCAUAUUGUUUCGAAUUCACAAUUGUAUGUGGAGCAGGUAACAACAAUCAAGGGAAUCGUAGAGUUAAUAGCAGUAAUAGUAGUACUGGCAAGAGCAGGAAGAACACAAAUUCUGCUUAA